CAAGUUAAGGCGGCGUGUCUUUAACCCACCUUUGGCCAGUGUGUGGCAGUCUGGUGGUGGCCCCUCCCUGCAGCUGUCUUCCUUGUUGCCCGCCAGCUGUAUCGUUCCCCCUCCAGUCCGUCCAAUUGACCGCCCACCUUCACGACUCUACCAUCACCCUCAUCAACCAAUUUCCGCCUCGCCUUUCUCAAAACAGACACAAUGCAGGGUCUCCUCCUCUCUCUUGGCCUUCUGGCCUCCAGCGCCGUCAGCUUCGUUGCUGCCGCUGACUUGAAGAUCGACGUCACCCAGGAGGUCGAGUGCGACCGCAAGACCAAGAAUGGCGACAAGCUCACCAUGCACUACCGCGGUACUCUGCAGGCCGAUGGCAAGCAAUUCGAUGCUAGCUACGACCGCGGAACCCCCUUCAGCUUCAAGAUUGGCAGCGGCCAGGUCAUCAAGGGAUGGGAGCAAGGACUUCUUGACAUGUGCAUUGGCGAGAAGAGAACCCUGACCAUCCCCCCCGAGCUUGGAUACGGACCCCGCGGCAUGGGCCCCAUUCCCGGCGGCUCGACUCUCGUUUUCGAGACUGAGCUCGUCGGCAUUGACGGUGUUCCCAAGCCCGAGAAGAUCAUUGUCAAGGCCUCCUCGGCUGCCAGCGAGGCUGUCGAGUCUGCCACCGAGGGCAUUGCCGAGAAGGUCGCCAGCAAGGUCGCUGAGGCGGCUGACGUUGUCAAGACCAUUGUCGCUGACUCUGAUGCCGACGGCCAGGAGCACAACGAGCUCUAAAUAAGCCCUCCCCGAAACGAUUCUAUACGAGUAGACUUGCAUCCGGUAGAGAAAAGGCAAUCAAGAUCCAAUUGGUGUCUACACGUGAAGCAUUACUUGCUAUGCAAAAGCAUUCACUGGCGAAUUUGGAUUCGACGAGAUAUAUACGACGCGUCACGAAACUAUUAUGAUUUUAGGCGAGCAACUGAAUGCCAAACAGCAUAACUUCUACUAUCCCGUUCAUAUCUGAAAUGUGCAUGUGGUUGAAGUUGUGCAGGUUGUUAUUCACGUGCAGAGAUGGUAGUCUUUUGGAAAUCGUCAUAACAUUGUAGUUAUUAAUUAUUGUACAGCAGCGUUGUCUUUGGUAAGUGAGACCGAGUUCCCUCGGAUUAUUUUGCGAAGGACACCUCCUUAACCAGCCUGGUACACAGCAAGCGCAGCAACAUGCGGGUUGAUCAUGGUCAAAUUGUGAGCUGUGACAUACAUGUCAGUAUCCGUAAGAGCAACAAACAUGGUCGAGUUAAUGGCGGGAUCAUGCUCCCACGUCGAAACGUUGGGCUGGAUGGUGUACGCCGUACGAGACUCGAGGCUAACGUUCUGAAGUGCCGAGAAGGUGACAUUCAGUUGCGACACCCAGGCGGCGAACUUUGGCUCCACGACGUUGGUCGCGGUGAUGUAGCUGUUGUUGGGACCAACCGCUUGGCCCGGAGCGUCCCAUUGGAAAAAGACCUGGCGGCCUGGGUAGGAUAGGGGCAUCGUGCGGUUCUGAGUGAUGGCGGCAUUACAGUCCUGGAGGGGAUCCGUGGCGUUGACACAAGAUUCAGCAUCGGUGAUGUUCGUCGUCGCCGCGGUGUUCGCCCACCCGCCGGUAGUCUCAUUCCAGACGUUGGAACCGUUGAUGCGGUAAGGGUUGGGCUGGUUCAGGAUGUGAAGAGCGGGGAAGUUCUGCCAGAUGAGGCGGGUCUGGCCUGCCGGACAGCUAGAGAUAUACGGUGCCAGCAGCGUCCAGGCCCAACUCUGCGGAAUACCGGGAAUGUGCCACUCCGGCAUGGGGAACAAGCCCUCGAACUGACGGAAAAUCAUUUG
Messenger RNA from Colletotrichum scovillei, 1833 nucleotides. Its product is annotated as FKBP-type peptidyl-prolyl cis-trans isomerase. The transcript is spliced from 5 exons. Gene Ontology annotation, molecular function: peptidyl-prolyl cis-trans isomerase activity. The record is from RefSeq and is a predicted model, not a curated record. Gene Ontology annotation, biological process: protein peptidyl-prolyl isomerization. NCBI's taxonomy places the organism in Eukaryota, Fungi, Ascomycota, Sordariomycetes, Glomerellales, Glomerellaceae. Bases 202 to 768 code for a protein of 188 amino acids.